Gadus macrocephalus (Pacific cod) is the source of this 3596-nucleotide messenger RNA. RefSeq names its product oxysterol-binding protein-related protein 3-like. NCBI's taxonomy places the organism in Eukaryota, Metazoa, Chordata, Actinopteri, Gadiformes, Gadidae. The transcript has 23 exons. Gene Ontology annotation, molecular function: cholesterol binding. Gene Ontology annotation, cellular component: plasma membrane; cytosol; perinuclear endoplasmic reticulum. The record is from RefSeq and is a predicted model, not a curated record. Bases 253 to 2727 code for a protein of 824 amino acids.
CUCUCGCUCAUUCCAAGUGCGGAGCUGCUGGAAUAUUUAGCAACUAUCUCGGGAUACGGUCUAUAUAUAUAUAAUUAUAUAUAUAUAUUUCACCCCUCCGAUCCCGGUGCUGUGGUAUGAGGAUCGGGAUAGCGUUUGGCCAGCCAAACACAGGACUUGUUGAGUUCUCCUUGAGGUCAGGGUGAUGCCGCGGGCACCGCCCUCGUUGUGAUCUUCGUCAGCGACCCCACAGGAAAACUGCAGACAAACAAAAUGACGACGACGUCGCCCACCCACAGUGACGGCAGCGGCUCGUCCAAACUCGACGGCGAGCGCUCAAGUGCACAGGACAGCUGGGAGAUUGUGGAGGGCCUGAGGGGAGGGCCAGCCAACAUCCAGGAGCCGGAGAGCCAGGAGGGCUACCUGCUGAAGAGAAGGAAAUGGCCCAUGAAAGGAUGGCACAAGAGGUACUUUGUUCUGGAGAAAGGCAUUCUGAAGUAUUCAAAGCGGGAAGCGGAUCUGAGGAAGGGAAAGCUGCACGGCUGCAUCGACGCCGGUCUGUCCGUCAUGACGAUCAAGAAGAAGGCCAUGUGCAUCGAUCUGGACACAGAGGACAACAUCUAUCACCUGAAGGUCAAGUCCCCCGAGCUGUUCGAGGAGUGGGUGGGAAAGCUCCGCAACCACCGCGUGUUCCGUCAGAACGAGAUCGCCAUGUACCCCCACGAGAGGCACCUGUUCCACCCCCACACCUCGCCCUCGGCCUCCCUCAACGACUCCAUGAGGAAGAGGGCCACACUCACCAAGCAGGCGUCCGUUCACCAGGCAAAGCUCAGUGCCUGGCUCCACACCUCGGAGGACAUGGAAAACUGCUGCAGAGACUUGGAGGAAUGUGGGUCCUACCUGUUGGAACUCAACCUGCUGCUGAAGAGCAUGGAAGUCCUUCACCGCACGUACUCCGCCCCAGCCAUAAGUGCACUACAGGCUUCGACGUACGACAUCCCAAAGAAGGAGAAACGGCCGAGAAGAUGGCGCUCCAAGAACAGCGGCAAGGAAGGCAAAACCUCCCUGCAGGUCCCCAGCUGCAUCUCCUCCAAGAACCCUCGCCUCCACGCCUCCAACCCCAACCUGUCCACCGCCGAGCCCGUGUCCCCCGACGCCUUCCCCGAGUCCCCGGACUCGCCUACCGACGCCAACCGGCUACAGGAGGACUUCUGCAGGCUGGCCAACAACAUCCACACCACGCUGAAGUCGGCCUUCAGCUCCCUGUCGAUGGAAAAAGACCGUGUGAGGCACACCGUGGACCUGACAGCUCCUCAGUUGCAACAGGUUUUAGGCCUCAAGACUGCCUACUCCGGGGACUGCCCAGACACGUCCCGCCCCCUCGUCCACCAGGCUUCCAAUGACAGCAAAACUUCCAUCACGGAUUCCAUGUCCGAGUUCUUCGACGCCCAUGAGUACUUCCUCUCGUCUUCUUCCUCUGAGAACGAGGCAUCGGAUGACGAUUCCUACAUCAGCGAUGUCAGCGACAGUGUCUCCAUGGAUACCUACAGCAACGAGGGGGGCAACGAAAGGCAAACCUUAGACGGCGUCUACUCUUCCUCGGAGCCCCUGGUGCGUCGGCGCUCCACGCUGCCGUCGCCCAGCCCGGGCUGCGGCGGCGUGAGCGUGUGGAACAUCCUGCGCAACAACAUCGGCAAGGACCUGUCCAAGGUGGCCAUGCCCGUGCAGCUCAACGAGCCAAUCAACACGCUGCAGCGGCUCUGUGAGGAGCUGGAGUACAGCGAGCUGCUGGACACGGCCAGCCACACCCAGGACCCCCACCAGCGCAUGGUUUACGUGGCUACGUUUGCGGUGUCUGCUUACGCGUCCAGCUACCACCGGGCGGGCAGCAAGCCCUUCAACCCCGUUCUGGGAGAGACCUACGAGUGCUCCAGGACCGACAAGGGCUUCCGCUUCAUCGCUGAGCAGGUGAGUCAUCACCCACCUGUUUCCGCGUGUCACUGCGACUCAAAGAACUUCACCUUUAGCCAAGAUAUGCGCUGGAAGAACAAGUUCUGGGGGAAAUCCAUGGAGAUAGUUCCCAUGGGAACCACACAUGUCACCCUACCUGCGUUUGGGGACCACUACGAGUGGAACAAAGUGACCUCCUGCAUCCACAACAUCCUGAGUGGCCAGCGGUGGAUCGAGCACUACGGGGAGAUGACCGUACGCAACCUCAACAGCGACGGCUGCCAGUGCAAAGUCACCUUCGUCAAGGCAAAGUCGUGGAGCUCGACCGUGAACGAGAUUGAAGGCGUGGUGACGGACGCGGAUGGGAGGGUUGUACACUCCAUAUUUGGCAAGUGGCAUGACAGCCUCUACCAAGGGGACCCGCCCAUGUCCACUUGCAUCUGGAGAGCAAACCCCAUGCCCCUGGCCCACGAGCAGUACUACGGCUUCACCAAGUUUGCGGUGGAGCUGAACGAGCUGGCCCCCGACCUGAGGGCCCUCCUGCCCCCCACGGACACCCGCUUCAGGCCUGACCAGCGGAUGUUGGAGGAGGGUAACGUGGAUGGUGCUGAGGAGCAGAAGCAGCGUCUGGAGCAGCUGCAGCGAGAGAGGAGACAGGUUCUGCAGGAUAACAACUUGACUCACAAGCCACGCUUCUUCAGAAAGUCAAAGGACGACGCUUGGGUGACCGACAACACGUACUGGGAGCAGCGGCGGGACCCUGGCUUCUCCAAGAUGGACUUUGCCCCUCUGUGGUGAUGAGAGGGGGGGGGGGGGGCUGGCUUCUGUCCUUCUCGUGCCCCAUGCGUGGGCAUCUCAGUCCUCCCGCUGCAACACUGAGGAGGAAGGACGCCACGGACCAGUUGACCUGCUCCUGGAGGAUGCCGAGAUGCUUAGAACUCUCCUGGAGUCAUGGUGACCGUGACCAAUUAUGGAUUUCCUACUUCCUGUUUGUUUUUUUUGUUUUUUUCUCUCUCUUCUGGACCAAAACUGAACAGGAUGGUGACGGCUGCUUCAUAUUUCACUCUCGCACUGCUGUAUUAAAUUAUGUUGAUCAAGAACUUUAGGGUACGGUUGAUCACCCUAUUUCUUUUUUUUUUUCCCACCUCAUCGGAAGGUGUAUUCUGAUUUGACAAGUGAGCUAUUAGUGUUGCUAAUGCAUAUAAUGCAUAGUCCUAUUUAAUCUAUACACACACACCCACACACGUAUCACAAUCGUGCCUUUUUAAGAUAAUGCUGUUCUCAAACAACUGCUGUAGCAGUUAUAUACGCAGAUACACACACACACACACACACACACACACACACACACACACACACACACACACACACACACACCACUAACACACUUAUGAUUGCCAUUUGAGGCAGACUACUUGAUGAUAUUAUCAAAUCAGAUUUCCAGAUUCAUUCUGUUUGGUGGAAAACAAAAUGUUUGAUGGCCUCAAAGGUGAAACUUGGAUUUGUUCAUCCUAUUGGUGUUGGGACUACAUGAACUCAAACUACAACCAUGAUGCUGCCUUCUCGCCAUCAGUCAUUACCUUAGUAAUAGUGUUCCGCAGUUGAGGGGGAAAAUAAUGCAAUAAUACUUUGUCUGAAGGGAAUAAAAUGUUAAUGGGUUGAACAAA